GCGGGGCCUUCAAGGGAGGGAAAAAAAAAUAAGAGGACGUGAGCCUGGGUCUGUACCAAGGCGGCUGGAAAACCUCUGUGCUCCGGUUAUGGUGCGCUGCGCUCCAUCCCGCUCCGUCGCCCUGGGAACCGCCGGAAGCAGCUCAACGGAGCAGCAGGAAGUCCCGCCCCUUCCUCCCAGAGGGAAGACGGUGAGCCGGAGGAGUCAGUCAGAGGGCCGAGCAGGAGCGAUUUCCCCCGACAAACAGAUUAUAAAUUUUAGUUAAAUUCAACUUUGACAGAAGAAACAUCACCAGAACUUUAUUAAGAAUGGAUUCUGAGAAUAAACAUGAAAAUGAUGAGGAUGAGGAAGCAACAGACAAGAAAAGUGUUUCAUCCCAUGCUGCUAGUUGUGGGCCCAUAUCUGACGGGAUAGCAAAUGCCUCUGAGAAUUUUACAAGCAAAAGGCCUUUUUCAGAAUCAUCCAGCUCGGACAGUGUUGCUGUGGAGGAAGACAGAAGUGAACUUGCUUCCAAACGGAUGAGAAUAGAGGCAGUGGAGCCCCUUGAGACGGGAGAGCAGGGCACCUGUGGGUUGGACACUGUGGAAGCUAGUGUCCAUUCGACUGAAGCAGGGAAGGAGACCUUUUCAACCAACCACUCAGAUGGAGGCAGAGCCCUUCCUAGUGUCUUUCCUCCAUCUUGUGAUUUUAGCACGUUGGAUACCCUUCCUUUGAAAGCAGAUUCAGUGAGAAAACCUGCUCAGGAAAUGGUUUCUCUUGUUCCAGAAAGACACACCCCUUUUGCUCCAGAAGAAAUGAGUGUUAGUUGUAGCUUUGGAAAUGCAGAGACAGUCCUAAAGUGCAGCAUGUGUGGCCAUUCAUUUUCCUCUUGCUCAGCUUUGGAAAAGCAUGUGGAAUGUCAUGGGGAACAGGAGAAGGGAUGUGCCUGCUGCCACUGUAGCCACAGAGCAGAGAGCAGCUCAUCUCCUCACAUGCAUGUGAAACAUACUCACGGGCCACAGAAAGUCUUUUCCUGUGAUCUCUGUGGCUUCCAGUGUGCUGAAGAAGACCUGUUGAAUGCACAUUACCUUGGCAAAACACACCUUCGGCGUCAGAAUCUUGCUGCUCGUGGAGGAUUUGUACAAAUCUUAACAAAACAACCCUUUCCUAAAAAAGCCUGUGCCAUGGGAACAAAGAAUGUUAGAACAAAACCAAAAGCUUCUAAACCAAUAGGAAGGAAUAGGGAUUCAAAAGGACUGCAGAAUCCUGGGAACAAAUUCAAAGACUGCAGAGGAGCCCUUUCUGAACAUAGUGGUGGCAGUAGUGAGCUGCUUGUCGAAAUGGUGCCAUCUAGGAAUUCCUCAUCAGGGAAAGAAGAAAUUGUUGAGGAAAAUGUUACUACUUUUGGUGUAGCUCAAAAUCCUGAAAAUCAGAACAAACAGCUAGGGGGCUUAGUGAGCUCAGAGGGUCUUUUAGGUAAAUCAGAAUCCAUCAAAAAUACUCUCCAGAUAGCACAUAUUAGUAUCAGCACCACCUCGAGGCCAAGGUCUGAGCGAAAUCUCCUAAUGUUGGGUAAUAGCUUUCGAAGACGAAGUGGCACUUUUACUUUAAAGGGCCAGGCAAAGAAAAGAUUUAAUCUUCUAGGAAUUAAUAAAAGGGGUACAAAUGAAACUCAGAGGAUGUAUAUGAAACACUUUAGGACACAAAUGAAAACGAAUGAUGUGCAGCCAAUGAUGGAACAAAUGAGCAAGGAUGUCCAAAGUCUGUGUGUGACUACCUCAGACAACCCAGAAGUGAUACAGGACAAGACAGCUUCCUGUCUUUCGGGCUCCACACAGCUGGGCUCCCUGCCAGUCAAGCCAGCUUCUGAUCGCCAGGUCCUGUGUACCUGUACAGGGUGUGGUCAUAUAAAUGCAGAUAAGACAGACUUGGACAUUCAUGAGAAAAGGUGCCGUGCAAGAGAGAUGCAGUUUUACUGUCGGACUUGUAACUUUUCUAGUCCGUCAAGGAAAGACUUAGAGGAACACUUGCACAGUAAUCAGCAUCAGCACAUGGCUCCUGUCCUCAGCUGUCAGUGUUGUUCCUUUAUUUCCUUGAAUGAAAUGAGUCUUAGAGACCACAUGAAGGAAAAGCACAGCAUGGGCUUUUUUUGCACCUCUUGUAAUCUGUUCUUGUCUGAGAAAGAUGUGGAAGAACACAGAGCAACUGAGAUGCAUAACAGCCCAGUGGUUCAACCAAAGACGGCUUCAUCAUUGAGCAGUGAUUCUGUUUUACCUUUAAGUACUUUAGAAUCAGAAAACAUGGACGAUUCUAGAGAAGAAUCAGGGAAAGCAGCUAAGGGGGUUCUUGCUGAGUCGAGGGCAGGCCAUGGAAGUGAAGCAAGGCAUUCAAGUAAGCCUCAGUUUCAGUGUAAGAAGUGCUUUUAUAAAACAAGGUCUUCCACUGUCCUCACAAGACACAUAAAGCUUCGGCAUGGGCAAGACUAUCACUUUCUUUGUAAAGCAUGUAAUCUGUAUUCAUUGAGCAAAGAGGGAAUGGAGAAGCACAUUAAAAGAAGCAAACAUCUUGAAAAUGCUAAGAAAAAUAAUAUUGGUUUAAGUUUUGAAGAGUGCAUUGAAAGGGUGUGCAUAGGUGCAAAUGAUAAAAAAGAGGAGUCUAGUGUUUCUGGAAGUGCAAGGGCCGAAGGCCAUGCUGGUGUGCGAUUACAGGAGCAUUCCUAUCGUGAGCAGAGCUUGCUAACUCCUAAGGAACUGCCACAGUCUGGUGUCAUCACCAAAGAUGAUGAAUUAGCCUUAGCCACUACUCCAAAGAGAGGGAGGCCCAAAGGCAGCAUUUCACGGACUUGUUCACACUGUGGACUUUUGGCCUCUAGUAUUACAAAUUUGACUGUGCACAUCAGGCGUAAACACAGUCACCAGUACAGUUAUUUGUGCAGAGUAUGUAAGUAUUACACUGUAACUAAAGGAGACAUGGAACGUCAUUGUGCCACCAAGAAACAUAAAGGACGGGUAGAAAUAGAAGCAAAUGGGAAACAAAGUUCAGAUAUAAUUAUUGGCCCAGAAGGAGGCAAUCUUGAAGCAUGUAAAAAGAACACCCCUCUAGCAGUGGCUGUUUCCGAUGAACAGGCUAACAAGUCCACUGAGUCGGAUACAUCUACUUUAGAUAAGCCAGUGGUCAAUUGUGGAAAUGCAGUAGAAAUUGAAGGUGAAAAUGUAUUUCAUUCUGUAGAUAGAGAAGUUAGCAGUCGCCUCUCUGAUAAAAAGGGACAGAUAUCUCUAGAGACAGAGGACCUUCUACAGAAUGAUGCAUGCUCUCAGAGAGAUGUUGCAAGUUCAAGUGACAAUAAAUGUCUGCACUGUGAGUUUAGUGCUCAUUCUGCUGCUUCUCUAGAGCUACAUGUGAAAAGGAAGCAUACCAAAGAGUUUGAGUUUUAUUGCAUGGCCUGUGAUUACUAUGCAGUAACUCGAAGAGAAAUGACUAGGCAUGCUGCAACAGAGAAGCAUAAAAUGAAAAGGCAGUCUUACCUCAACUCUUCUAAUGUGGAAGCAGCUUCUUCAGAAGUGGCCAAAAGCAUCCUUAUACCUGAGGAGGAACAUUCACAAAACCCUGAGGAAUUUAAAAUAAAACCAGACCAAUCAUCUGGUACUCUCAAAUCUAGAAAUGCUGCAGAUGGUUCUAUUUUAGAUGAGAAUACUAAUAUAGAGAUGUCUAAGGUGCUCUGUGCUCCUGACUCAGUGGAAAUUGUGACUGAGGAAGAUCAUUCCUUUUGUGAGACCUUGGAACAGUCCCUUGUUAAGGACAAAAAUAUGAAACCUGGAGAGGUAGUGUCCCGUAAUACGCCCUCUAACCAUGGCUCCCCAGGCUGUCUUCAGAAUGAAAAUCCAGGAAUCUCUGCUGCGGAUUGUGAGGCAGCAAAGAAAAACCAGGGCCCGUUGAAUGAUGGUGGUGACUCAAGUGCACGCUGUGAAGACGAGGGAGGCAGCCCAGAUGACAGUGGAGGUACAGUCCUCGACAAGCCCCUCUGCUCCGGAGACUUAGAUGGGGACCCUCUGCCUGAAUCCACUUCCCCUGUUGUGCUGAAAAUACCAAGAGAGCACCUGGACCUGGAUGAUGGUGGCCAAAACAAAGCUGGAUGUGAACAGAAUUCAGAAGAUUUGAAAGAUGUGCAAGCAAAUCCUGUUCUCGAGAAUAAAGAAAUUCUGAUGAAUUCACAACAUGACACUGAAAUUGUUUUGGAAGAGGAUGGCCCAGCUUCUGAUGACACAGUUGACAGCAAUGAUGUUUAUGAAACUAUAAUAAGUAUUGAUGAUAAAGGGCAAACCAUGUACAGUUUUGGCCGGUUUGAUUCUUCCAUAAUUAGAAUAAAAACUUCUGAAGAUAGUGAAUUGGUAGAUCAGUCGGAAGAGGGUCUGAUGGCAACAGGGGUGAAAGUUAGUGAGUUGCCUCUAAAAGACUGUGCCCAAGGCUUGAAGAAGAGGAAAGCUGAAAGCAGUUCCUUUGGCGAGUCCACUCGAAUCAGAUGUGAUGAUUGUGGUUUCUUAGCAGAUGGACUGAGUGGGCUGAAUGUUCACAUAGCCAUGAAGCAUCCUACAAAAGAGAAACACUUUCAUUGUUUACUUUGUGGAAAAUCAUUCUAUACUGAGAGCAACCUUCAUCAGCAUUUGGCUAGUGCUGGUCAUAUGAGAAAUGAACAGGCCAGUGUAGAAGAGCUUCCAGAGGGAGGGGCCACCUUCAAAUGUGUCAAGUGUACAGAGCCCUUUGAUUCUGAACAGAAUUUAUUUCUGCAUAUUAAAGGACAGCACGAGGAAUUGCUACGGGAGGUAAAUAAGUACAUAGUGGAAGACACUGAGCAAAUCAAUCGAGAGAGAGAAGAAAACCAGGGGAAUAUCUGCAAGUACUGUGGGAAGAUGUGUCGGAGUAGCAAUUCCAUGGCCUUUCUGGCUCACAUUCGGACUCAUACAGGAUCAAAACCAUUCAAGUGCAAGAUAUGCCAUUUUGCAACAGCUCAGCUUGGAGAUGCCAGAAACCAUGUGAAAAGACACCUUGGGAUGAGGGAGUACAAGUGUCACGUCUGUGGGGUUGCUUUUGUGAUGAAGAAGCACUUAAAUACUCACCUACUAGGCAAACAUGGAGUUGGCACCCCAAAAGAAAGGAAAUUUACAUGCCACUUAUGUGAUAGAAGCUUCACCGAGAAGUGGGCCUUGAACAACCACAUGAAACUCCACACGGGAGAAAAGCCUUUUAAGUGCACCUGGCCUACAUGUCACUACUCAUUCCUCACGGCCUCGGCUAUGAAAGACCACUACAGGACACACACAGGCGAGAAGUCGUUUCUCUGUGACCUCUGCGGCUUUGCCGGUGGAACCCGGCACGCCCUCACCAAACACCGCCGGCAGCACACAGGAGAAAAGCCUUUCAAAUGCGAUGAGUGUAACUUCGCCUCUACAACCCAGUCACACUUGACUCGUCAUAAGCGUGUGCACACUGGAGAGAAGCCCUACAGGUGCCCUUGGUGUGACUACAGGUCAAACUGUGCUGAGAAUAUCCGCAAACACAUUUUACACACUGGCAAACAUGAAGGUGUGAAGAUGUACAACUGUCCAAAAUGUGACUAUGGGACAAACGUCCCUGUGGAAUUUCGAAACCACUUGAAAGAGCAGCAUCCUGACAUUGAGAACCCUGACCUCGCAUACUUGCAUGCUGGCAUCGUGUCCAAGUCCUAUGAGUGCCGCCUGAAAGGACAAGGAGCCACCUUUGUGGAGACAGAUAGCCCCUUCACUGCAGCCACCCUGGCAGAGGAAUCACCUGUCAAGGAGAAGUCCCUGAGAAGCAGCAAGAGGCAGGCUUCACCCCCUGAGCAGGUCCAGCAGGUCAUCAUCAUCCAAGGCUAUGAUGGGGAGUUUGCCCUGGAUGCCUCUGUGGAAGAGACUGCUGCGGCCACACUGCAGACCCUGGCAAUGGCUGGCCAGGUGGCCAGGGUGGUUCACAUUACAGAACACGGGCAGGUCAUUACCACAAGUCAGAAUGGGUCGAAUGUGGGCAGUGUGGUACCUGGACCCAUCCUCCCGGAGCAGCUGGCGGAUGGAGCCACCCAGGUGGUUGUCAUGGGGGGCUCUGUGGAAAGUCACAGUGUGGAUGAGGCCCUUAGUCCAGGCGGGGCUGUGAUACAGCAGGUCUCCAAGCAGGAGCUCUUAAGUCUCUCUGAGGCUGGAGUGCCUCCAUCUGACACCUCCUCAGCCUUAGAUGCACUACUCUGUGCUGUCACUGAGUUGGGCGAGGUGGAAAAUAGGGCAGGGCAUGAGGAAAAGGGCAGGCCCAGCCACAAGGAUGUGCUGAUCCAACUGCCCAGCCAGGAAGCAGCCCAUGCUCAUCCCAGCACAGAGGCCCCAGAGACUCAGUUGUUCCAAGAUGGUCAGGAGAGUCCAGCAGCCAUGGAAGUCCUGACGCAGGUUGUCCGGCCCUCAGCCAUCAUCACGUCUCAGGAACGAGCCCAGGUGGCCUUCAAGAAGAUGGUUCAGGGGGUCCUCCAGUUUGCUGUCUGCGACACAGCUGCAGCCAGUCAGCUGAUGAAAGAUGGCGUCACCCAGGUCAUUGUGAAUGAGGAGGGUGCUGUCCACAUGGUAGCCGGAGAAGGCUCCCAGUUCAUCAUGCAGGAAGCUGAGACCCAUGGCCUGCGGGUACCGGCUGAGCACGUGGACCUGGUAGAGUCAGAAGGGGAGAUCUCACAGAUCAUUGUCACAGAAGAGCUGGUCCAAGCCAUGGUCCGAGAAUCCAGCAACAACUUCCCUGAAGGUGCCACCCACUACAUUGUAACAGAGUUGCCUCCCGGUGUACAGGAGGACGCAGGUGUUUACUCCCACACUGUGAUCGAGACAGCCGGCUCUCCAGAGAUGCUGCAGGCGGGGGCUGUGCUCGGCAGUGCUGAGGCUGUGGGCACAAGCAGCACUGAGCAGUUGACCAGCAUGGUCAUCUAUACCCAGGAUGGCUCCCCGGCAGCCACAGUGAUCCAGAGCCAAAGAGAAAACAGUGAGCUCCAAGAAGCAUGAGGCAGGCCUCCAUGCGGGGCACAGUGCAGUGUGCAAAGAUCUACUCGGCCCGUACAGAGGCCGCUGAGCUUUGCUGGUCACGCUUACUUCAGAGGUGUGCUGAACAGGCCCUUCAGGCAGGGGUAACAUUGGCCACUGAAAAGACACCAGAGGAGAGCACAGAGCCACGCCUACACCUAGGUUGCCCAGCAGCCUAAGAAGAGUGGGUGGGCAGGAUGGACCCUGUACCAUAGAGCUGGUCACUGGGCCCUCUGCUCAUGGCCUUGCCCCUCCAACACCACUGUGGGGAGAAGCAGUUUUCCCUGGUUUUUCUCCCAUACAAGCUCCCUGUUUAGCCAUCUAAAGAAAGAAGAUGAUGUCCCUGGUGAGAACUAGGAAACGUUUCUAGCCUCAGACCAUCUGCACGGGCUGCUGCUCAUGCAGCCCGUCUCCUUCCAUAGUCGAUUAAAAAUCGGAGCUACAAAGACGACGUCUUGAAGCAGUGAACACCUUGUUUUUACUGUUACUAAGGUUAAGAGAAUGGUGUUCCCAGACCAAAGGAAGCCUGUUAGUUCAUUUUAUGUAUAAAUUUCCCUUCUGAAAAUAUUUUAGGUGUUUCCUUUGCCAUGGCCAUUCUGCACAAGAGAGAUCUUUCAUCUGUGGUUUGAGAAAAGUCUUGAAAUUUUUACUGAGUUAAAAUCCACCUUGGUUAAGACAAUUGAUUCUCAUCCUGAAUCCAUUUCAUACCAUAACGUCUGUACAUGAAAUGUCUACUGUGGAAAAUAUCACUCAUUGCUUUUUAUAACAGGUAUCUGUUUGUGCGGGGAUCUUUUCCCCAGGACUUACCUGUGACUGUCUGGGAGCGGGAAGGCUGGCGUCGAACAGUGCAGGAGAAGCCCACCCUGGCCCUGCCUCCCGGCACUGCCUCCUCCUCCACGGUGGGGUCACUGCAAGUGCCGGCUGCAGCCUUAUGUUCUGCUCAGUUUUCUUGAUUCCAUUGCUCUUUUUUUUUUUUUUUCUUCAAAAUUGUAAAAUAACCCCUUUCCUCAGAGGCAAAAUUGUUUUUGUUGUUUUCUUUGAAAUAAAAUUAUAGCAUUAAACUAAGGGUGAUGACGUACUCUGAGUGGUCAGCCAGCCAAGGCUGUGCCGACAGUGCCCGUGUGGCCAGCCUGCCCAGAGGUUCCUCCCUCUCUGUUUUCACCACUUCGUGUAUAGCAGACAGCUCCUGCAGCCCAGUGCCAUCACAUAAGUGACAAAUGGCACAGUCUGUCCUGGUUAGGGACAGGAAGACAGUCUCUCUGUCAGUAGAGAGCCAUUUCAGUCCCUUCCUAAGGCCACAAGAGAGAGCACCACAGGACCUGGCCUCUGGCCCCCUGCUUUCUCUGCCUUGAGUUGUGUCCAUUCCAGGCCAACUCCCUACACCCAGCCACCCUCCAAGCAAAAGAAUAAGAAAAGGUAAAACUUGAGCUUUGGCACUGACUUAUAAUUAGCUAAGUGUGACUACUCCUGCUUCCUAAAAAUGGCAGGGCUACUCAACUCCUCUUAAACAAUGUCUUUGCCAAACAGUGACAGGAUCGACUCCGUUUGUUAUCAGGAUAGAGGUGACCUUUACAAAGUGAUGGCCCUCUCCAGGCUCCUCAUACAUGUUAAAAAAGGGGGGUGGGGUAUUUUUCAGUGCAGAUAUUUCUUCUUGAUCACCUCUCCCGUUGGCGCGGCCCUGCGGUCCUGAGGCUCAAUGCUAAUUCUUGCCUCUGCAGAGCCCUGUAUGGCUAACCUUUCCGCUGCAGUCCAGGGCGUUGACACUGACAUGCUGUAGUUUACCGUGUGUGAUUUAUUUAGGAUAAAUAUGUCUCAGGUGGCAUUUAAUCCUUCAUAAAACCAGUGUAGCCUGCAGUGUCAAACCUGCAAUCACGUUGUGUGCGCGAUGAAAAGAGCAGGUCUUUGCAUAAAAAAAAAAUUGUACAGAGGGUGUUCUUAGACUCAGAAAGAUUGCCAAGGCUUCUCCAAGCUAUUGUAUCCUGUAAUUACCUAUAGAGCUAGGUUAAUGGUACCUCUCUUUUCUCUCUCAUUACACAACUAUUGGAAUGUAAGGGAGUUUAAGAAGCACAUACACAAAUGUGUGCCUCAGAAUAAUGAGGCAUGGCAGGGUUUGUGAGCAAAGGACAUUCAUUGUAGCAUGGAUUGUCUAUAAAGACAACGCAGCGAGCUCACAGCUUUCCUUAAGGUUUUUUCAAGAAAAAUGUGACAGUUUUAAGGAAGCAAAAAGCCCAGCCAAUGACAUUUUUAUGUAGAGAUUGUAACCCCAGAAGACCAUGUUUAUAUUGAGCUACAGCCAAUUGAAUGAUCCAGCCUCAAGGAUAUCUGCACGCAAGGAAGACCGAGUCCAAGUCAGCAUAUAGAUACGGUUUAGACUUCAACUUCCAUGCCAAAAGUUGUCAGUGUGGUGGAGUGGAGGACCACAAAGUAAGACAGCCACUUCUGGACGUGGGACUUCCUGUCACACAAGGUCAUUUAGUGUGAUGCUGCCACUCACUCGCACGGCCAUCUUUGUGAGAGACCUCAUCCCUCCCUGGGAGACGAGUGGUCACUGCUAAACAUCCUUGCAAGAAAGGAAAUCAGACAGUCUGAUGCAGAGGAUGAGGCUUUCAUGUAUUGGUUUCCUGUGAAGGACAAGUACAUGUACUAAGACUGGGUCCAGUAGCUUUGGGAAUCCCUGUCACUUACUAGCUGAAAGUGUAUGAAAAGCCAGUGCCAGGUAACAGUCCCAGAUUGUCCAAGAUACUUCCAGUGAGAGAAAAGGGAUCUCAAGAUUGAACUGAGCUCAGUUCUGACGCUUAGUGAGAACUGGGUUGGGCAUGAGGAUAGGAAAUUUCUAAAAGGAAAUCUGACAUCAGGGGACUUGGGCUAAGCUGACCAAACAGCAUUACCACUUGGGGCAUGAGCUGGGUGGAAGACGAAGACCCUAUUGGAUUUCCAGGUCCACUAGGAAAUUAGAGCUGUUAGUGGGGAUCCUGGCCUCCCCAGCUUAGCAGAUACCGUUAGCGGGCUCCUGGCCAAUUAGCAGCUUUCUUGCUAAGGGGUAUUUUUAAAAGGAAGCUCUCAGAUGAUCAUAGAUGCAUCAGACAAGUUUCCUCAUCAAAGAAAUUGUCCGAGUCCUGGAAGAUGGAGGGUGAGGCCUUAGUCCAUGUUAGCGUUCUCCGCCUAGAACACAGCCAAGACUCCAGGCCCAGCAGCCCCGCCCAGCACUCCUCUGAGGAGCCUGACCCCACUUCCCACCAGUAUCCAUCUAGGAGAAUCCCAGCCACACAAAGCUGCUCUGUCUCCCAGCUCUGUCCCACUUGUUUCCUGGAGGGGAAGGAGGCCUAAGCAGAGGAUUGAGGAGCCAUCUUAAAAUCUUAACCUGGAGUGGUUCCUAGGUUGAGCAAAGGCCAUUCAGUUAGCAUCAGAGAACAGUGCCUUUCCCUUCGCUCACUGGACAUCAGCUCUUAAUGUAAGGGGUUCAAGCUAACUUGAGCAGCCUCCUCCUGUUCCAUCACGUUGGAGAAUACAAUUCAUUUUCUGCUCCUCUAGGGUGAUACCAUUUUACAUGGAGAAAAAGUUAGCUGGGGUGGCAGUUCUAUGUUUCGGAAGCACCUUCUAAUCAGGGAUGGGUGAUUCAUGAUUAGCUUCAGCAGGCGAUCCCUCUGACAUGGAAGGGGAAAAAUUAGCAGCUGUCACUGCUUGAUGAGUUAAUUUCCUGAUGGGCCUGACACUGAAAAGCCAUUUGGAGUCAUGGCUGUGGCUGAUGAGAAAACCUGGCAGUGCUUUUAUGACUGGAGAUGAAGACGGGGCAGAGGAGCUGCCUGGGAAGGCCUGUCAGUCCACUGGGGAGUGUGCGCAUCUGGGCUGGGGCUCAGGCCGAGGCCUCACUGCCCUCUUUAUUGGGCAUACCUCUGAUGGGGAGGCCAAGCACCUCGUGGCUGUGGAAACUCCAGGAGACAAAAGGCAGCUCCAGGAAUACAUGGGGUAUUGACCUUCAACUCUGUCCUACCCUACCUCUGUUCAGGAAGGCCACUUCCAACCCAACAGGAAGGAGCAGGUUUGGUCUUAAUGUCUUUUAAGUAGGAAUUAAAGAAAUAAGUAUAUAAUAAGCUCUACCUUUGUUACCAAGCUUGGCUUCUGCGCUUCCCUAAGAGAAGGUAGUUGGCAAAAGUUGGGUAUAUGGAAUUCAGGAAUCAGGACCAGAGCCUAUUGUUUACCAGCUAGAAAACACAGGGGCCAUUGUAAUCUUCAGGGACAGGCUGGGAAACUCCUGUUUCUCUUGGAUCCUUGGUUUGUAAAAUCAAUGAAGAAGAAGGUCCUAGAUCUCCUACUUAAGAAGGAAGCUUGGGGCAAUGACCUACUUCUUUCCAGAGCCAAGCUCUUGCCCAGGCCAGGUUUCUGGUUGCUCUUCCUGCUUUUGGGACCAAGCUCUGCAAGCUGAGAAACUUGCCCAGAACUGGCUAUGGAGAGCUAGAGUCUGAACACUAGAAUGUGGUCACAAAAACCAUUCCCAGAAUUGAAUAAAUCAAUCCUCCAUAUCUCCAGCAAAGAACCAUUCUCUCCUGAAUAGUAUGCAAUACCUUUCAAUAAACUCUUUUUAAAUGACCUAACUUCAACAUGGCUUUCACCAUCAUCAAAGACAAUCUACCACCAGAAUAAACACGAACAUCCAAGCCCUCGAGGGUCAGAACCAUAUUCUCAGUCGUCUUCUACAUCUCACAUUGCUCUUCGAAUAACCUGUUAAGGGGGAGAAUUAAAACAAACACAAAGGAAAGUAUUUACUUUUCACUUCCAAACUGAUUCCAGGUUAGUGAAGGACCUGUUCGAUUCUCUGGGUGACCCACGUCUAGCCAGUGUCCAGCCGUGCAUGCUGCUGUGAGCAGUGAGGACAUCUUGGUGCCUGGUUACCUUGUUCUCGGCAGCCUCAGCAGUGUCCACGGCCACUGACCACAGUUGGGGGUCGCAGCUCCUGGCUUGUUCCAUGUGGCUUCUGAAGAUGGAAAACGUUUUGAUGUCAGUUGCAACAUGAGACCCAUUGGAACACACAGUUUUCCGAACCCACAGCCAGGAGCUGAGGAUCUUUUGGUGACAGUGGAGGAUUCACACUCUUGGACAGGCUGCAGUUUCUCAGCCAUGAAAAUGGCCAGGGCAUGGGAUCUACCCACCCAACAGCAUGGUUACCAAGAAGAACCCUCACUGGGGUUGCUCCUGCAGGUUCCUCCUAUCUCAAAUGCAGGGUCCUACUGGUCUGUGUCCCCUCCCACCCUGUACUUCACAGAGCCCAAGGUGCGCUUCCCAAACUGUUGCUGAGGAUGACCGCUAAGUCAGAGCCUCUGCACUUGUAAACUCGCCCAGAGUGCACACUGGAUAGCCUCAAGGGACCAUCUAGAGGGAAUAAAGAAGUCAGGACAUGAAUUCCCCAUUUGCCCUCCAUUCUGGUUUUGUUAGUCGCCUUCCUCUCUGUCCCUGCAGUCUCAAUUUCGUCAACAGGGCUCUUCAGAAGGAAGGAAAUGAAAUGCAUCCUGAACCUACAGUCUCUUGGUCAAACCAGUUAGAUCACAUUCUCAUCAUAUUCCAGAACAGUUCUUGAUGAAGAACCCUGAGACUAACCCUCAUGACAAAGGUCACAUCAGGGUCACAGACUUGUUACACAUAGUGAGGUGACUCUUCUGGCUUUUAUAGGUACAACCUUCACUCAUAAUCAUAAUCUUAAAGACAGCAUCAAAGUUUCUUCCCAUGGCAUCAGGCUGUUCUUGUUAAAGAUUUUAUUUGCUAUGUACUGACUUUUUUCCACCCUAAGGUGUUGGGCCAAAGCGAUUCACUCCACUCACUAUUCAUUCUUGACAUAGUAUGAAAAGAGAUGGUGUUUGAGGUCAUCUGGAAUGACGGUGACAUUUUCUUUUCUGGAGGAAGAUCUUUGACACUUGGCAAGAAGUCGGGAGCCAAGGCAAGCAAACAAGGGCAUGCCAGGUGGCCCUGGACCGCAAGCCUUGCCUUCAGCACACAGCAUCUCAGUACGGUCCCAGAAGAAAGCUGGACUAGGGAAGAGCUCCAAAGGGAGGGAGGAGUGCCCUGUCAACUCUGAAACAUCCUCCAACAUCCCAAUGUACUUGAAGACGGGACCCAUGUGUAGUGUCUAGACCCAUCCAUCUUAGAAACAAUUCUUGAGAGGAAGAACAGCGGAGCAUGCUCUAAAAUAAAUCUGCCACAAACUGUCACCCUCCCCCCGAAGUCAGGGAGGCUGUACCCUGAGCAGAGUCUCCAGCCCCUUCUUAAGAGCAAGCAAGAAGACUGUGGAGCUGACAGCCCUACGGUACCGUAGCACACGAAGUGGGGCGGGAUGAGAGGCUCGUGAUUACAAGGGACCCAAGUGGCCCCACAGGCUGCCUGGUGACCCACACAGCUGUUAGCGUUUUGGAGGAGAUAUACUUGCUGGGCAUUGGUCUGGAGCUGUUCCAGAAGACUUCUGCAGACCUAGAUGGCAGAGAUGGCAGUUGUGCUGGUGUGAUCCUGAGUUGAGGACCAAAACUCAGUCUGGGCCUUGCAGCUGAUAGAACUAAGAUUAGAACUAAGAUCAUGUCAGAUGAACCCAUGAGUGGCAUCCCAUGAGGCCACACUAUGUCCCAGCAGCAUUCAGUCAGUCUUUUGAGAACAGGGUUUAGAAAUAGAUAAAUUCUCUGUCAGUGUACCCUGAGACUAGACAGCUAUUCAUGAGAUGUUCAAAGGAUUACCAGAAACAUAGUGCAGUCUUUGCAUGGCUCCAGUGGCAAACUGUCCCCAAGGAAGCUGGAGUGAAAAUCACAGAGUCUUGCAGGCUUCGCUGAGUAAAGCUGGCAAUGGCCUGCUCAGAGCUGCAAGGGCCCAGCAAGGUUGCUAACUAUGUCAGGUCAGUCUGACAAUGACCUGGGUCCCAUGAGCCACCCAGACUAUCACUGCAGGCCCUAUCAGUGAUGACAAAUGUCUUCCCGUGGCCAGUGAGGGGUGCCAAGCUCAGGCUGCAUAAUGUGGCACCUGGACUAGGAGGCUCGGCUACACGGAGAUGGCCAGACCGAGGGAGCAUAGCACUGUUGCUGCCUCUGGGCGCUGCCUCCCUUCCUCUGAAUCCCAGAGCCUCCUCAUUGUUUUACUUUGCUUUCUGGUUUCUAUCUCAGUGCUCUUUGAUUUCACAUUUCUGGGCUCUCCUUUGGGGGCGUCUGAAGUGGGCUAGGGCACUACAGGCUGCCCGAAGGCUGGACACUCUGGGUUCUGACUCUCCUGACUGUGUAGAUGAAGGUGGAGGCCGAGGUCCUCAGGCCCCCGCAGUCUCGUGCGAGGCAGGUGUCUGCUCUUCACAAUGACCUCAGCUAAGAUCCCUCUUCUUACGGCUUUGAAACGGUUUCUAUGGAGCUAUCUAUCGUCUGCAGCUCCCUCUUCCUGAAACUGUACUACCAUUGUAUUGUGGGAACGGUAAGCCCAUGGAGGUGGGACUGCACUUGGCCAUCUUUCCAAGAGUAUGACUUGUUUUCAGGCCACAUAGACAGCGCUACAGAGCACUCCGGACUGCCAGGGUCCAGAGGUUCCUUCGAAGUGAUGUGUCUGCGUAAAUGAUGUGGGGGACUCAGGGUCAGUUGAGGCCACGGCCAAGGCAACUCGUCUGGUGCAUGUGUGUGCGUGUGCGUGUGCGUGUGUCCCCUUCUGUUGCCACAGUGAAUCCUGUAAACUAUCAACCAAGGGCAGUCAUGGAAUAAAGACUGUCAUCUAUGUAACCUCUCUGAAGAUUCUCCUCUCUUGUUCCUUUUUCAUGAGGAUACUUACUGCAAACUGUAUUCUGGAAGAAGCUUGAUUAGUUCCAGGAUUCAGAACAAAAGAGAGACAUAAGGUAAAUAACGGAAAUGCACAGGGUGCGGUUAUCAGAGCACAUAAAGGGGGAGCUGUAAUGAAAGAAAUGUCAGGCUGAAGAGAGGGCCCAGCAGCUAACAGCACGGGCUUCUUUCCAAUGGACCUGGGUUCAAUUACCAACACCCACAUGGCUGUUCACAACCAUCUGCAAUUCCAGUACAGAGGAUGUGACACUCUCACUUGGCCUCUGUGGCGACCAGGUAUGCACUUGGUAGACAGACAUGUGUAGGCAAACCACGCAGAUGCAUAAUUUUUAAGAAAAGAAAUGAUAUAAUAUUGACAUGUAUAGAAAAUAGGUUAUGAAGGUCUGGAUAGUUUAGAACACAUGAGUGGGGCAAGCAACAGUCUAAUCUGGGAUAAGAAUAGUAAGACAGUUAUUAAUGUUGGAAGAAACUAAACAUGCAUACAAAGUAUCAGCUGUUAGUACCAUAUAAUACAUGGUUUAUCCAUGAAUGGUAUUUAUAGUCAUGAUAUCCAUACUGUGAAUACGCAUGUAAUACAAACCAUCCCAUAACUAAGAAGUGGAGGUGGGACGGAAAUGGUGUGAAGAAUACAGACUCCUGCAUCUUGGGAAGUGAACUGACAGUGUCUGAGAUAGACAAAUCAACUUCAGUGUCAGCAAAAUGCCCUUCCCAUUUCCUAUCUAGAUGGAAAAAAAUCUCACUGUCUGGUCAUUCCCUACCACGCUAGCCAUAGGGGGAGACAGGAAAUAGCAACCAUGUGUUGGAAGGCUGCUUGGGGAUGGGUGAAGCCGAAGCAGAGCAGAGAGCUCCCUGGAGAAGGGGACAGUAAGGGCGAACUGGCUGCGGCCCCUCUCCACUAAGGCCCGCCUCCCCCUGACGUUUGAAUAGGGCUGGUUUUCUGAACAUUAGAAAAAUGUAAACGUACUAAUGUAGUAGGAAGUAAAUAGUCCUCUGUUGUAAAACAAGUGACUCUUCCCUCUCGAACUGGAUUGAUGCCCAUUGCUUCGCCAUGCUUGGCUGAUGGGUUGGCUCUAAGCCAUGCUCCUCUUCCCCUUUUCUUCAAAGCCUGAUAGCAUCAGGAAAUUGCCAAAUCACUGGCCACAGUGCAAGAUGUCCAAACAAAGAGAUAUUUCAGUCCACAGUCCAUGGAAUAAAAGCAUACAUUUCACUAGUU
Peromyscus leucopus (white-footed mouse) is the source of this 16040-nucleotide messenger RNA. It is a transcript of the gene Znf407, whose product is annotated as zinc finger protein 407. The transcript has 9 exons. The coding region runs from base 309 to 7025 and encodes 2238 amino acids. Gene Ontology annotation, cellular component: nucleus. Lineage: Eukaryota; Metazoa; Chordata; Mammalia; Rodentia; Cricetidae. Gene Ontology annotation, molecular function: zinc ion binding; nucleic acid binding. Gene Ontology annotation, biological process: regulation of gene expression. The record is from RefSeq and is a predicted model, not a curated record.